AUGGUAAACAUAUACAUAUAUAUACAUAUGGAUGACAAAUAUUUUUGGAAUGUAUAUAGAAAUAUCUUUUUGAAUCACUGUAUUCGUCGAUACAUUAGACAUGAAGAUGCUAUGUUUAAUCUUGUGGUAUCACCUAUGAAAGAAAGGGAUUCGUUUACAUUGGCUAAACAUGGACACUAUUCUAUUCUAGCAGAUAGAAUAAAGAACAAUGAUGAAUCACUUAUUAUUCAUAAAGUUGUAUUGGUUGGUUUGAUCGUCUCAUCAAUCAAUGAUGACUACAAUCUGGUUGUAAAACUGUUAUCACUAAAGUUUUCAGAGUCUAUAGUUCAAACUGUUAUUCAACAACAACAACAACAACAUAUAGAUAAUCAACAACAAAAUAUAAAUAAUCAACAACAACAACAACAAGAAGAUAAAUCAUUAAAUCUUCUAAAUGAAGACAUUACAACUGAAUGUGUUAAGUUGGAUAGAUUGUUUGUACUAGACUACCUAAUUGACAAUGGACAGCAUGCUAUAUCACCAAAUAUAGUGAUAGAGACUGCUCUCAAACAAAGGGGUAGUAGUACUCGAGUUGACUAUAGAACCAAAGUAUUACAUUGGGUUUUGAAAAGGUUCCCAACCAAUGUAGAACAAUUCAAGAUGAAAACACAUCCAUUGUGUUUUAGAGUUGGUAGAAUAUUAGAGACUGGUGACGUGUCACUCAUCAAAGCUUAUACUCGUGCUACAACCAACGCCACGGUACCACCAGUCUACAACAAACGCUUUUUGGUUGUCUUACCAAACACCAUUCGUCGACAAUACGAACUGGCAAAUGGAAAUAUUGGAUCAACAUUUGAACCUACCAAGAUUGCAGUUUUAAAAAGACAUCCAUGGUUGUUGAAUAAUGAUGAUGAUCAAGAUGUAUUGGAUACACUGGUAUUGAAUCAAUUAGAGUUGGAAUAUGGAGAGAUGAAAGAUGUCAAAAGAUUACAAGAUAUUAUAAGGUUGGAAUUGGAUACUGCAGUGUCUCGAGGUGGUGGUGUUGGUCGGGUGGAAGAUAUUAUUCGUCAAAUCAUACAUAUCAAGACACAAACAUCCGAUCGUAACAAGAGAGCACUACCAUCGUCGGUAGGGUUGUUGGAUGCUGUUCCUCGACGAAACCAAUACAACACUAAACUGACGGGACAGUCCUUUACACCGACCAUCUAUCAUGCCAUCAUAUCAAUGUGUACACUUGACCAAGUCAAAUUUGCCACCUCUUUGAUGGACCCAACCACCAUCAAACAACCAGUCUACCAAAAACACACCUUUAUCAUGAUACUUGGAAGAAAGGAUAGCCAAGCAACAGACGUGUUCAAAUACCUAGACGACAAUGAUUUGUUAAACACUGAAUUUUUGUUUUCAACUAUGAUGUCGUCUAGAUUCUCUUAUUUAAGAGUGUAUACGCCCGAUAUGCUCAAAUUGGCACUUACCAAAAGUAAACUCUUUUCAAGUUGGAGUAUGUUUCUACCUCCGUCUUGGUCGGUUGGUCAAUCUGGUAGAUCCUCUAUCAUGACACGUGAAUUGUUGGACUUUUUAAUUGACAAUCAUGCCAUCACACAUGUCUCUUCUAAAUUGAUACUUGGACUCUCACAAUUACGUGACCGUGGUCUAUUAGAAUACCUCUUUUCAAGAUUCCCCAAACAACAACGAUGCUUUGUCCCUAUUCAUCAACCUGGAGCAACCACAUUUAUCCGAUUGAUUUGUCAACGAUUUAAAUACAUUCAGAUUGGUAUCCGAGGUAUAAAUGCAAUCAUUGCAAUGAAUUCAGAUGAAAUGUUUAAAUUGGUUAUACCUCAACUUCACAAACAAGAUGAAAUUAAACUAUUGAAUGAUGGUAUGUCUGAAAGACAAACAAAUAAAUAA
Messenger RNA from Cavenderia fasciculata, 1884 nucleotides. RefSeq lists its product as uncharacterized. NCBI's taxonomy places the organism in Eukaryota, Evosea, Eumycetozoa, Acytosteliales, Cavenderiaceae. The record is from RefSeq and is a predicted model, not a curated record. The transcript has 4 exons. Bases 1 to 1884 code for a protein of 627 amino acids.